CUUUUCUCUCUUUUUUAUUUUCUUUUAUCUUUGAUUAUAUUUAUUUUUUUUUUUUAGAAUGGGAUACGCUUCUUUAGAUGCUGCUUUAGCUUUUGUAAAUAACCUUCCUCCAACAAAAUCACACCUAGUUAUUACUGAUACUUUAAAGUCGGACGCCAACUUUUUGAUACACCAUUUUGUCACUAAUCAACUCAAAGGACAACGUCGAGUUAUAUUGAUUGGUUUAGCUCAAAUCUUUAAUCAUUACUUUUUGAUUAGUCGAAAACUUGGUACCAAUCUUUUACCUUACAAACAAAACGGUCGACUUGUCUUUAUUGAUGGUGUAACACAUUUAAACGAAUAUUCUCUUGAUACCCCUUAUCCACCUUUGAAAACACCUACUACACCAACUGACACAUUAAAUAAUCAAGAUUUGAAAACUUUUUAUAUGAUUAUCAAACAAUAUAUUCAACAACAAGAACAACCACUUUUAAUAUUGGAUGAUGUCAGUAUGUUAUUAUCAAAUGGAUUUGGAUUGGCUGAAACAUGUACAUUUAUCAAUAAACUCAAGGUUUUAAUGGAAUCUGUGGAUGGGACUUUAAUAUCUUUGAUUCAUACGGAUGAAGAAGGAAAUGAUGAUAUAGAACAAGAUGCUUUUGUCAAGUCUGUGAUUCAAUCUUCAGAAAUAAUAUUACAAGUACAACCUUUAGGAAGUGGAUUAGCAAAAGAUGUUCAUGGUCAGCUUUCGAUUAUAGUUGGACCAAAACAUUUACCUAGAUCUAUCAAUAUUCAGCCUCAAUCAAUGCAUUACAAGAUAUUAGAUAAUAAUGUUCAAUUUUUUGCCAAAGGUAUCUCACAAGGUGUAUUAUAAUUUUGUAUAGAUUUUUUUUGUCUUGAAUAAAACAAAUUUGUUUUUUACUU
Molecule: messenger RNA, 900 nt
Organism: Halteromyces radiatus
Lineage: Eukaryota; Fungi; Mucoromycota; Mucoromycetes; Mucorales; Cunninghamellaceae
Exons: 3
Coding region: 59-850 (263 amino acids)
Biological process (GO): tRNA wobble uridine modification
Cellular component (GO): elongator holoenzyme complex
Source: RefSeq, a predicted model, not a curated record